This is a messenger RNA of Penicillium nucicola, 2385 nucleotides long. RefSeq names its product snoRNA-splicing protein PRP40. Gene Ontology annotation, biological process: mRNA cis splicing, via spliceosome. Lineage: Eukaryota; Fungi; Ascomycota; Eurotiomycetes; Eurotiales; Aspergillaceae. Gene Ontology annotation, cellular component: U2-type prespliceosome; U1 snRNP. Gene Ontology annotation, molecular function: protein binding; RNA binding. The coding region runs from base 1 to 2385 and encodes 794 amino acids. The transcript has 4 exons. The record is from RefSeq and is a predicted model, not a curated record.
AUGAAUCCCAACGACACCUCAACUGCCUUGUGGCAGGAGGCGCGGAAUACCGAUGGACGCGUGUACUAUUACAAUGUGCAGACCAAAGCGACCCAAUGGACAAAGCCGCAAGAAUUGAUGACCGCGGUCGAGAUUGCGCUAGAAAAUCAGCCUUGGAGGGAACACACUGCAGCUGACGGGCGCAAGUACUGGUAUCACGCGCAAACUAAGGCCAGCAGAUGGGAUAUGCCCGAGGAAUACCAGAAUGCCCUUGCACAAGCGCCGGCUCCUCCAGCAGCCCCAGUCGCUGGUUCAUCCUAUGUCGCAGGUGGUUCAAGCUACGCCCCGCAGUCUCAACACCGGGACCGUGACGACUACGACCGAGGCGAGCGAGGUGAACGUGGUGAUCGUGGAUACAGUGACCGGCGCAUUGGAUACGGCUCUUAUGACAACAAUCCCGCAGUCGCCGCUCCCGAAUUCAAGGCACAAACUGAUCCCGACUACAAUUCUCUCGAGGAAGCUGAGAGCGCAUUCAUGAAGCUGCUCAAGCGACACAAUGUCCAGCCUGAUUGGACGUGGGAGGAGACAAUGCGCGCUACCAUCAAAGACCCCCAAUACCGUGCUCUGAAAGACCCGCGAGACCGGAAGGCAGCAUUUGAGAAAUACGCGGUCGACGUUCGCAUGCAGGAAAAGGACCGAGCGAAGGAAAGAUUCGCGAAGCUCCGCGCCGAUUUCAACACCAUGCUGAAGCGUCAUCCCGAAAUCAAGCACUACAGUCGCUGGAAGACUAUUCGUCCCAUCAUUGAAGGCGAGACCACUUUCCGCGCUACCGACGAUGAAAACGAGAGACGCCAACUCUUCGAGGAAUAUCUUCUUCAAGCGAAGAAGACUCAUGUUGAACAGGAGGCUGUCACUCGAAAGGCCGCUAUGGAUGAGCUGGUCAACAUCCUCGGCUCGCUGGACUUGGAGCCGUACACACGGUGGUCCGAGGCGCAUGCUAUUAUUCAGUCUGAUGACAAGUUCCAGGGUGAUGACAAGUUCAAGACCUUAAGCAAAUCUGACAUUCUGACCGCCUUUGAAAACCACAUCAAGUCCUUAGAACGCGCAUUUAACGAUGCGCGCCAGCAGCACAAGGCCGCGAGAGCCCGAAAGGAGCGCAAGGGCCGAGAGCAGUUCCUGGAGCUGCUCAAAGAGCUCAGAUCUCAAGGAAAAAUCAAGGCAGGCAGCAAGUGGAUGAACAUCUGUCCGCUGGUUCAAGAUGACCCCAGGUAUCACGGUAUUCUUGGACAAUCUGGAUCGACCCCUCUUGACCUCUUCUGGGAUAUGGUUGAAGAAGAGGAGCGGUCGUUGCGUGGUCCCCGAAAUGAUGUUCUGGAUGUCCUCGAUGAUAAACGAUUCGAAGUCAACACUGAAACAUCGUUCGACGAAUUCAACGCCAUUAUGACUGCUGACCGCCGCACCUCUAAACUCGAUUCCGAUAUCCUCAAUCUUAUUUUCCAGCGUAUUCAGGACAAGGCAGCUCGCCGCAAUGAAGAAGAGAAGCAUGCUGCAGACCGCCACCAACGCCGUGCCGCAGAUGCCCUGCGUUUUCGAAUUAAGCGCCUGGAGCCACCUGUCCGGGUGACUGAUACCUGGAGCGAAGUCCAACCUCGCCUUGAGAAAUAUGAAGAAUACAAAGCCGUUGAAUCGGAUGAGCUUCGAGAAGCUGCCUUUGACAAGACAAUUCGCCGCAUGAAAGAACGCGACGAAGACGCAGAGAAGGACCGUGAACACGCCCAAAGCCGUGGGAGUCGACGGGAUUACGAUCGCGAUCGUGACUACCGAAGCGGUCGAGGAGAAAGACGUGGACCAAGUGGACGAGUCAGCCGAACCCCAGAACUCGACGCAUACGAAGCAGACCGCCGCAAGGCCCAAGCAGACCGUGAGCGAACCUAUCGCAAGGUCAGUGGGAUCUCCCCGUCCCGUGACCGCCGCGAUGAACGCAGUGACCGGGACCGUUACCGCUCUCGAGACCGCGACUUCGAUCGUGGUUCGCGUUCUGCCCGCGAUGCCGAUCCACGUGAGGACCAGCGCGAGCGUCUUUACCGCACCCGAGGUGACCCCCGUGGUGGGCGUGAUGAACUUGACUAUGGUGGCGGCGGCGAUACUCGCAGUGUGGCCAGCGGAGACCGUCGACGCCGUCGCGACAGUGAUUCUGAGAGCGUUGCUAGCCGGUCUGCGAAGCGCUAUCGUCGUGAUAGCCGUGAGCGGGAACGUAGCAGGGGCUCUCGGGCUCCUCGUCGAGAGCAAUCCGCCAUUCCUGAAGAGGGAGAAGAUACAAAGCAAGAUGCCAAGCAGGAUACCAAGCAAGAUGAGAAGGCUAUCCAUUCUGGCAGUGAAGAAGGCGAGAUUGAAGAAGAGGAGUAA